CUCAGAGGACGAGGAGCCACAAGAAGACGGAAUAUAUUUAUAAUUCUUGUUUAUUCCGCAAAGAAGAAACUGACACUCAGGAUGCAAAAGUGUAUCGGCGGAGUUUGUGCGUCUCUUAUUUUUUGCGCACUUCUCACGCAGACAAUCGGUAUGGUCAUUGCGGCAAAAGAGAAAAGAGGAUGGACGCUCAACAGCGCUGGAUAUCUCCUCGGUCCUCGUCGUAUUGAUCACCUUAUACAGAUUAAGGAUACUCCCAGUGCAAGGGGGAGAGAGGAUCUGCUUGGUCAAUAUGCCAUAGAUAAUCACAGGAGCCUUGGCGACAAGCACGGACUGGCAGGCAAGAGAGAAAUGCCCAUGGAAGAGGAUUUCAAGACGGGUGCUCUAAGAAUAUCAGAUGAAGAUGUUGUCCAUACCAUCAUAGACUUUCUUUCAUAUCUCAAAUUAAAAGAAAUCGGGGCUCUCGACAGUCUGCCGUCCUCUUUCACAUCAGAGGAGAUAAGUCAACCCUAACCAUCACCAAAUUUGAGCACACCUUGACCUCCACUUCGCCCGGCUGAACUCUCUCCCAUAGGCUGUAUUAU
Messenger RNA from Paramisgurnus dabryanus, 581 nucleotides. It is a transcript of the gene gal, whose product is annotated as galanin/GMAP prepropeptide. Gene Ontology annotation, biological process: neuropeptide signaling pathway. Gene Ontology annotation, molecular function: galanin receptor binding; neuropeptide hormone activity. Gene Ontology annotation, cellular component: secretory granule; extracellular region. Lineage: Eukaryota; Metazoa; Chordata; Actinopteri; Cypriniformes; Cobitidae. The record is from RefSeq and is a predicted model, not a curated record.